AGGCGGCCGCAGGGAAAAGCUACCGUCUUCUUCCCCCUUUUAAACCCCCUCCGGCCUCUGUACCAACGCCAGCACGAGCGGCAGCAGAGUCCCCAAAACACCGAUAAGAUCGUUAGCUCACGGCAGCAAACCUGCAAGAACAUCCGAGCUUUCGAGCGAUUGGUUAACCGAGGCAAAAAUGGCGAGCCUGAGCGUGCCGCCGGUGCUCACGUCCCCGCGCCAGGACGCCGCCGCCCUCCACAAGGCCUUCAAAGGGUUUGGCUGCGACAGCACGACGGUGAUCAACAUCCUCGCCCACCGCAACGCCACGCAGCGGGCGCUCAUCAUGCAGGAGUACAGGGCCAUCUACCACCAGGACCUCUACCACCGCCUCUCCACCGAGCUCACCGGAAACCACAAGGCAAUGCUGCUGUGGAUCCUGGACCCGGCGGGCCGGGACGCGACGAUACUGAACCAGGCCCUGAACAGCGACAUCCCGGACCUGAGGGCGGCCACGGAGAUCGUCUGCUCCAGGACUCCCUCCCAGCUACAGAUCAUGAAGCAGACCUACCGCGUCAGGUUCGGCUGCUACCUGGAGCAUGACAUCACCGAGCGCGCCUACGGCGACCACCAGCGGCUCCUGCUCGCCUACCUGGGAGUCCCGCGCCACGAAGGGCCCGAGGUGGAUCCUUCCGCCGUCACGCACGACGCCAGGGAGCUCUACAAGGCCGGCGAGAAGAGGCUGGGCACCGACGAGCGGACCUUCAUCCGCAUCUUCAGCGAACGCAGCUGGGCGCACUUGGCCUCCGUCGCCUCCGCCUACCAGCACAUGUACGCCCGGUCCCUGGAGAAGGCUGUGAAGAGCGAGACGUCGGGGAACUUCGGGUUCGGGCUGCUGACGGUGCUGAGGUGCGCCGAGAGCCCGGCCAAGUACUUCGCCAAGGUGAUGCACAAGGCCAUGAAAGGGCUGGGAACCAGCGACACCACGCUCAUCCGGGUCGUGGUGACCAGGACGGAGAUCGAUAUGCAGUACAUCAAGGCGGAGUACCACAAGAAGUACAAGAGGUCGCUGGCCGACGCCAUCCAUUCCGAGACCUCCGGCAACUACCGGACCUUCCUCCUCUCCCUCGUCGGCCGCGAUCGCUAGGGCGUGCGCUCCCUCGAUCAAGCCUCCCAAGACAUUUGCCUGGCCUGGCCCUUUUGGUGUAUCCGUGUACAUACUUGUUUCUUUGGGGCUGUGGCACUAAAACUUGUUAGGGAAGAAGCAAAAGGAGCCAGGACCGACUGCUAUGAUCACUGAUCAGUGUAUUUCCAUUUGGACUGCUAUGUGUUAAUUAAUGUGUCCCAUGUGCAUGUAUUGCUACUCAUUAUUA
Brachypodium distachyon (stiff brome) is the source of this 1352-nucleotide messenger RNA. RefSeq names its product annexin D5. Gene Ontology annotation, cellular component: cytoplasm. The transcript has 4 exons. Gene Ontology annotation, molecular function: calcium ion binding; calcium-dependent phospholipid binding. Lineage: Eukaryota; Viridiplantae; Streptophyta; Magnoliopsida; Poales; Poaceae. The record is from RefSeq and is a predicted model, not a curated record. The coding region runs from base 179 to 1126 and encodes 315 amino acids.